AGUGUUGAAAUGGACCGGCGUCCGGACGUUACGGUUAAAAAAAAAAUAACAAAAUUUAUCAAAUCAAAUGUAUUUUACGAAAAAGAAAAAAAUAUAUAUUCUAAAAAUAUAAACAUGUAGUCCAAGUGAUUUAACGCGAGUGUUAAAACUCAUAAAAUCACAAAAGUCUUCCAACUUAGUUUAAUUUAAUAAUAAAAAAUUUUUAAAAAUAAUAUAUCUAAUUUAAAAGAAAGUAAAAUUUAUUUAAUAAAAAUUAAUAUUUCAUAUAAAUAUUUUAAUUAUAUACAUAAAUUUUUAAUAAUUAAUAUUAUUAUAUAAAAUUUCAUAUGAGAUUAGUGUGCCUAAUCCAACGUCUUCCAACGUAAAAAAUAUAAUAUAUAAAACUAAAAUUAAUAUUUAAAAAUAUUUAUUGAUAAAAAUUUAUUAAGAAGAAAAAAAAAUAACAACGAUUGUAUUACCAACACUUGUUGGUUCAUCCAGACCAAUUUAUUUCAAUUGAAAAAUUAAAAAAAAGUAUUGAGAAAAUUGCAACGUAAAUAAAGAAAAAAAAUAUUUAAAAUAACAAGGCUGAAUAAAUAGUACAUGACAAAUGAUAAUGUCUACAUUUAUUUCGACAAAAACACCGCGUGGAAGAGGUCCAACUGAUGGUCGUGCAUUUUUUGAACGUUUAUGGCGUGGUAAUUUUUUUUUAGACCGACAAAAAAUUGUAAAACGUACGCGCAAGCGUAAAUUAAAUAUAACAAAUUGUAAUAAACGUAAUAAAAAAUUACAAUUUAAACAACAUUGUUGUUGUUGUCAACAAAUAAAACUUCAUUUACUUGCUGGACAAAAAACAAGCAUUAAAUCUGUCGUUAGGUAUUUAUAUAUUUUAAAUUUAAUUAAAUUAUUAUUAUUAUAUUUUGAAGCUCUUGAAGUCACGUGGAUUAAUUGGAUCAUUUCCAAAUUGGAUUUAAUAAAAAUUUUCUGCUAGUAAAUUAAAUUAUAAUUUAAAAAAAAAAUAAAUAAUAUUUUUUUAUUGAUUUUAAAUGUGUCAAAGUUUGUUUGAAUAAUUGUCAAGUAGAAAAAGCAAAAAAUUAAACUUGAAAGGGGAAAAUGAUUAAAUGGGGCUGUGAAGGAGGGAAAAAAAAAUGAAAAUUAUGAUAAAGGAAGUUGAGGAAGAAAAAGAAAAAAAAUAUAUAUAUGAAAAGGCUAGCUAGCUAGAUGACAAGAGACAAAACUAGUGGGACGUAUUGAUCGAGGGUUUAUGGCGUAACAAACUGGGGUGUACUUUAGCGCACAACUGUGUUAUCCCCCUACUUGUGAGGGAGGGGUUGCAAGAAGGAUGACGAACUCUGAUAUUGCUUUCAGUAUAAUAUUGCAUUCACAAUUCGACCCAAACUUAUAACCACUUAUAACUAUAAAAUUUAUCAAACUUGAAUAAACGCUGUUUAUGUUUUUUAUUUUUCAUUUGAUAUUAUUAUUAUUUUUUUUCUUUUAAUAAUUAAUAAUGACUGUUAAAUUAUCAAAUCGUGUACGUGAAACUCAUCAAAUUGCUGAAGCACAACAGGAAAAAAAUGCAAAAUUACGUGAAGCAUUUGGUAUAUCAGAGUAUUUUGUUGAAGGAAGUAGUUUAGAUCCUGAAAGACAUGUACGUGAAGCAGAAGCUAAAGCUGCUGCAAGUAAAGUAUAUGAACUUGUUAAAAGUCCAAGUCAACCACCACCCGAAGCUGAUAUAAUAACAACAACAGCUGAAAAAAAAAAUAAACGUAAAAGAUCAUCCAGCAGUUUGAAGAAAAAAAAAGGAAAAAAACAUAAAAGAGACAGAUCUGAAUCACCAAAAUCGAGCAAAAAAAAGGAUAAAUCAAAGAAAAAAAAGAAAGAUAAAAAACAUAAAAAAGAUGUAAGCUCAUCUGACAGUGAUUCACCAAGUGAUGAUUCUGAUAAUAGCAGUUCAUCAGAAGCUGAGUCAAAAAAGAAAAAGAAAAAAAAGAAGAAGAAGUCAAAAAAUGACAACAAAGACAAACAAGAGAAAAAAAAGCCUCAAAAAAGAAAGCAUCAGUCUUCUGAGAGUCAAUCAGAUACAUCUCCAGAAAGACCAAAAAAACAGACAAAACAUGAUAAAGCAGAAAAAACGGAAAUUCCAAUUGAAAUACCAAAAGAAAUACGUCAAAGAACACCUCCAAAAAAAUUAGAACGUUCUAGAAUUGAAAGAUCAAUUUCACCAAGACCUCAAGCUGCUUCACCAGUUAGAAGAAAAGAUAAAUCACCACUACCUCCACCACCACCUGCAAGAAGAUCAAAAAGUCCUCGUUCAAAUUCACGUCGUAAUCGUUCAAUUUCACGUGGUCGUGAUGAUCGAAGAAGAUCACCACGUAGAUAUUCACGACAACGUAGAUUAUCACCAUCACCUCCACGUAGACGUAGACUAUCAAGAUCACCAAGACGUAUAUCAAGAUCACCAAGACGUAUAUCAAGAUCACCUAGACGUAUAUCAAGAUCACCAAGGCGUGCAUCAAGAUCACCAAGACGUACAUCAAGAUAUUCAAUAUCACGAAGUCAUAGCCGUUCUAGAAAUGAUAGAUAUGUAUCACGACGACGUAGAUCACCAUCAAAUUAUCGUAGACGUAGAUCAAAUUCUAGACGUCGUUAUUCACCACCAAGAAAUUCAAGAAAUCGUCGUGAUAAAUCACGUGAUUGUCGUAAAUCACGUUCAAAAUCAAGAAGUCGUUCAAGAAGAUCAUCAUUAAGUUAUUCACCAGUAAGAAAAAAUCCAGAACGUUACAGAGAUAUUUUACCAAAAAAUAAUGAAUUAUCACCAAAAAAGAAUGAAAAAAAAUUAAUAAAUUUACGUGGUAAAAAUAAUCAAAAUCAAAAAAUAAUUACACCAAGAGUAUCUUUACGUUCAUCAGAUGAUGAAAAAGAAGAAGAAGAAAGAGCAGCAAAUAUUAAUAAUGAUGAUGAUGAUGAGCCAAAAAUUGAAGAUGAAGAAAAACAAAAAGAAAUAUUAACAUUAAAAAAAUUACAAACUGGAUUAGCAGCAAAAGCUAAAGAAACACUUGAAAAAAAAUCAAUAAGUCCAAUUAAAAUUAAAUUAGAAAAAAAAGAUAAUGCAUUGAAUAUUGAAUUACCAAAUGAACCACAAAAAAUUCAAACAAUGUCAAUUAAUACAAAAUUAUCUAAAAAUAUUGAUAAUAAUAUUAUUGAUUAUCAAGAUAAUUCAAAUUCAAAAUCAUCAAUUGCUGAAAAAAUUAUUGAUUCAAGUCGUUCACCAUCACCAGCAUUACCAUUAACACGUGAAGAAGCUCAAUCACCAUCCAAAGAAUCAACAAAUGUUCAAUCAAUAUUAUUAUCACCAAAAAAUUAUGAUGAUUUAACAUUAAAUCAUCAAUCACCAAUAAAAUCUCCAAUAACAACAACGACAAUUGUUGAAUCACCAUUAAAUUCACCAAAAAAAUCAAAAUCAUAUUCAAAAAGUCCAUCAAGAUCAGUAUCCAGAUCAGUAUCACGUGAAAAAUCAUCAAGUCCAAAAAGAAAAAUUAUUCAGACAAUAAAUAAAUCAAAAAGUCGAUCAAAAGAUAAAAGUCCAUAUUCUACAGAAAAAAGAGCAUCAAGAUCAUCUUCUAGAACAAGAUUAUCUGUUAGAAGUGUUUCUAAAAAAUCUCGUGGAUCUAGAUCAUCAUCUAGAAGUGUAAAAAGAUCUAUUUCAAGAUCAAGAUCAAUUUCUUUGAAAAAACAAGAAUCUAGAAGUCCAAGUAGAUCACCUUCAAGACAUUCAAGAAGUCGUUCUGUAUCAAAAAAAUCAAGAACUCAUUCAAGAUCAGUUUCUCGAACAUCUAGAGAUAAAUCUAAACGUAGCAAAAGUCGAAGCAGUUCUCGAUCAUCGAGAAGCUCAACUAGACGUAGUAGACGAAGCUACUCAAGCUCAUCAAGAUCAUCAAGCAGUGGUUCUAGUCGUUCAUCAAGAUCUUCAUCAAGUAGUUCAGCAUCAAGCAGAUCACGUUCACCAUCAAUUCCACGACGACAUGGUUCACCAAGUUUUCUUGAUCGUCGUAGAAUUACCAGUGCUAGAAAAAGGCCGAUUCCGUAUCAUCGACCGACUCCAACACCUCCAUCAUCACCAAGCAGUAGUGAUGAUAGUUGUCACACUGAUUGGUCAAGUCCAAGCAGAGGAUCUAGUCAUUCACCAACUCGAAGUCCAUCUUAUACACGUUGAAAUUUUUAUUAAAAUAUUUGAGUAUAUUUACUCAAAUUAUUACCAGAAAAUUUGAAAGUGGGAAAGAUCAAACUGAUGGCUUCAGUUGUUUAAAUAUUUAAAAAAAUAAUUAAUCAAUUUUUUUGAUUGAUAUAUUUAUUCCAAGUAUUAUUUAUUUUAAUA
This is a messenger RNA of Aphidius gifuensis, 4354 nucleotides long. It is a transcript of the gene Srrm234, whose product is annotated as serine/arginine repetitive matrix protein 2-like. The transcript has 8 exons. Gene Ontology annotation, cellular component: nucleosome. Gene Ontology annotation, biological process: nucleosome assembly. The record is from RefSeq and is a predicted model, not a curated record. NCBI's taxonomy places the organism in Eukaryota, Metazoa, Arthropoda, Insecta, Hymenoptera, Braconidae. Gene Ontology annotation, molecular function: DNA binding; structural constituent of chromatin. Bases 1487 to 4192 code for a protein of 901 amino acids.